Fusarium odoratissimum NRRL 54006 is the source of this 777-nucleotide messenger RNA. RefSeq lists its product as uncharacterized. The transcript has 2 exons. Lineage: Eukaryota; Fungi; Ascomycota; Sordariomycetes; Hypocreales; Nectriaceae. The coding region runs from base 1 to 777 and encodes 258 amino acids. The record is from RefSeq and is a predicted model, not a curated record.
AUGUCAACGCCGGCACAAAAAGCAAACCUUGCCCGGAUUAGAGAUAAUCAGAGGAGAUCCCGGGCCCGCAGAAGAGAGUAUCUCCAAGAGCUGGAGCAACGACUCCGAGUGUAUGAGUUGCAGGGUGUCGAGGCGUCCUCAGAGGUGCAACAUGCUGCGCGGAGGGUUGCAGAGGAGAACAGACAACUCCGUGGUCUUCUCAACCGACAUGGGAUCAGCGAUGAUUACAUUACUAGUUACUUGCACUCGGGUACAGCAUCGCAGACCGAUCCGACAGCAAUAUCGCACUUCACCCCCAACACUCACAGCGAUAGUGUCCAAUCCCUUCAGCAGGUUAUAGCACCCCGGAGACCUACAGCUCUCGAGACUGGCGUAUCUUACGGCCUCCCUCCGCAGGAAAGCCGUGAACCAUCUAUCGCAAGUGGAUCUACAAGCAGUUCUUCUAUAUGGGAAUCUGGCCAAGCUAUCCAGCCACCUUCAGCAUACGCCCGGCCACUUCCCUCCAACGUCCCUACACCAGUACCGAGGCAGUCGAUAACUUCAUCAAUGCAUCCCCAGCAAUACACCUCUCAAAUGUUCCCUGAUCCUCAAGUUUCACGGACCGAAAGCUACCACGCUAUCGCUACCCCUGGGUCUUUGAUGGGUGAUCCCCGGCGACACAGCUACUCUGUGGCACCCAUGCCUGGGGAUGUCUCGUCAACGAUGGGUUAUAGCAUUCCCAUGAAUUCCUUUCACAACCCUGUAGGACAAGAUGGUGGCCCCUCAGGACCGUGUUGA